AAUACGUUUUGACAUGACGUAAACUAGUUUAGCCCUACUUCGAAAACAAGACGCUCAUCUGUUAAUUUAGGAAUUAAAAAUGUUCAACAAAAAGCCCAGGAGAAAUUUUCGACAGAGAAAGGGAGACUCGAGCGAUGAAGAGGAAAGUCAGGGGAAUAUUGCGGAUGGAGCCGGGUCAGAGAAAGCUGUAGCGGUUGUGGCAAUUAAGCCGUCCAGAGUUGGUCACUCCCGUGGAAUAUCAUGCAGCUCGAAGCGAGAGCCGAAUUCAUCAAAGGUGGAUGAGGGUGACGGAGAGGACGUGGAGAUAUCCACGCUGACGGCAGACAAUAAAGAAAAUGACAACGACGACAAUGAUGGCAUCAAGAAGAAAACAAGCACAGUCCUCAGUUUCUCUGACGACAAAGAACCGCUGGAACCUGAGUUUAAACUAAAGAAGUCUGCUGAUAAAGCCGUUUUGUUCCAAGUGAGGAAAAAGGAAGUUCCACCUGUCAGGAUCAACCACGAAGUUGAACCAGAAGGGAUCGUCACAUCUGCUUCUGUCAGGCAAGAUAAUGAAAGCCAAGCAUCACCAUAUAGUUCUCACCAAAGUGAUGACAAUGAUGAGGAAGUGGUGAAUGAUGAGGUGGAUGAUGAUGAUGAUGAUGAUGAUGGAGCUGCCAGUUCCUCUUCAUCGACCUCAAAAUGCAGCUACUCGGCUGUUAAACCAUUUGUGAUCCCCAGUGCAAGGGCCAUCGAAGCAGCUAAGAGGCAAAGGAGGGACAUGAGAGCCCAGAAAGAGUUCAUCCCUCUUGACAAAAAUGGCCGAAACUCCUCCGCUAGCACCCCAGAGCGCUACCAUAAAGAAGAAGUGGAGGAGGAGGAGGAGGAUGAAGACAGGGUCGAUGAUGAUGAUGAUGAACCUGAUGAUCAUGAGAAAAGAAUUGAGUUUGCGCCGCGAUUCAAAACCGUCAAGGAGAGGAUCGCGGAGAAACUUGAGGGAAGUGUUGGCAGUCUGUCAGGGAGUGACGAAGAGGAACAAGAGCUUUGGGAGGAGACCCAAAUUGGGAAGGGAGUCAAGAGACAGCCUGGCGGACAGAGCCCAACAGGCAGUGAGUCCAGCAACUACAGCUGCAGUAGCUUCAAGUACGAUGAACAUCCGAGACUAAAGAAGAAAUCAGCAGGUCUCAAGAUCCCAAAGAUACUCCCCUCCCUCACUGUCUCAAUGGUUAAGAGGAGGAUAGCUGGAACACUGGACUCCCUGAAGGAGGUGCACAGUGCGCGGCGAGCCCAGCUGAGUCGGAUGGAGGGAGAUGCAGAGAGUGCUAAAACCUCUGUGGAAUCUCUGGAGGAAAGCUCCUCAGAAAAACAACUCAAGUUUUACCGAGAUCUGACCCUCUUUUCCCAUAAUUUGGUGGAGUGUCUGCGUGAGAAGGUUGUUGAAAUCAACUCAUUGGAACUAGAGCUGCACACGCUACUGUCGAGCCAGAUGGAGGCGCUGUGCGCCAAGAGACGACAGAAGAUCCAGGAGCAUGCCCAGCACCUACAGCAGCUCAGCUCCACAGAAAACUCCACCAAUGGAACUGACACUCAGAGAGUGGAAGGCACCUGUGAUGAACCUGUGGAAGAUGGCGAUAUGCCUGAAGAUACACUGCUUUCGUGUGAAGAGGAAGAAUAUCUGGAAAAGGAGAUGGCUGCCAUCCUGCUGAAGUCCCAGGAAAUCUUUUCUGACGUUCACGACGACUUUCAUGAUGUUAAAAAGAUUUUAUCUCGCUUUGAAGAAUGGAGAAGCUUCUACUCGGACUCUUACCACAGUGCCUACAUCUCUCUGUGUCUGCCCAAGUUGCUUAACCCCAUCAUAAGGCAUCAGCUGCUUGGAUGGAACCCUCUAAAGGAUACCAGCACAGACUUUGAAAAGCUCCCAUGGUUCACCGCAGUGGAGACCUUUUGUCAUGGCCACGGUCAUGAAGAGUUAGAGCACUUAGAUAGAGAGAUGCUUUCUAAUGUCAUCGAAAGGACAGUCAUACCCAAAAUAACAGCCUUUGUAGACCUGGUUUGGGACCCCAUGUCCCUCCGUCAGUCAACCCAUCUCACUGAGCUGUGUCACCGGCUGAAGGAGGACUAUUCAAUUUUUGAAGGAGAGAAGAGCAAGCCGGUCACGGCGCUCACCAAGGCUGUGAUUGGCCGACUGAGGGUCUGUGUGGAUGAAGACGUCUUUAUCCCAUUGUACCCCAAAAAGCUUCUAGAAGAUAGGUUAUCUCCUCACAGUCACUUUAGGAAUCAACAGUUCUGGAUGGCUAUCAAGCUACUAGGAAACAUGGGAAAAUGGAACCAACUGCUGCCUGAUUCGGUGCUGAAGGAGCUGAUGUUAGACAAACUGCUGUGCCGGUACCUUAUGAUCACCCUUGGCAGCCAGAUGCUGUCCAACACUGACCUUCAAGCAUGUAAAAGGAUUGCAGACAGCCUGCCAACUAGUUGGUUUGGAGGAGAAAAUGAAUGUUUGCCUCAGCUACAGUCUUUCAAAGAUCACCUCAUUCAGAAGGCUCACAACAUUUGUAAACAACAACCUCCCAAAGCACCGGACACAAGGCUUGCAGUGGUUGAAGUGCUGCAAAUUCUGAGCCGAAUGCGAUGCCACAACGCCAUCAUGAGCAUAGCUGAAAAAUACCACUAUGAGGAUGUUAUCUACUCUCAUCAGCUGCUCAAUCAAGAAAUUGAAUGAACUACAAUCAGAUAAAAGCAUAUUUUUUCAAAAAAUGAUAAAAAAUUUCAAGGCUUUUCACUGCCAAGAGAAAGUGUGUUCAUGCGGUUUUUGUAAGCAAUACAGUUUCUAUACAGGAAAGACUAUUUUUCUAAAUAAAAUUACAUUUUAUUCACCAA
Molecule: messenger RNA, 2856 nt
Organism: Syngnathus acus (greater pipefish)
Lineage: Eukaryota; Metazoa; Chordata; Actinopteri; Syngnathiformes; Syngnathidae
Gene: gcfc2
Product: GC-rich sequence DNA-binding factor 2
Exons: 19
Coding region: 80-2698 (872 amino acids)
Biological process (GO): mRNA splicing, via spliceosome
Cellular component (GO): nucleus
Molecular function (GO): DNA binding
Source: RefSeq, a predicted model, not a curated record